Molecule: messenger RNA, 1134 nt
Organism: Xyrauchen texanus (razorback sucker)
Lineage: Eukaryota; Metazoa; Chordata; Actinopteri; Cypriniformes; Catostomidae
Product: protein FAM186A-like
Exons: 2
Coding region: 384-893 (169 amino acids)
Source: RefSeq, a predicted model, not a curated record
CAUCGAUCUCAAUCCCUCACCGCUCAGGAACAACAACAAUCAAUUGCGAAAUACUUGUCCGCCCAUAAUGAACCCAGCAGUUUGGCUUCUGCACCUACAUCAGUGGAAUCGUCCCCUGUAGGACUAUGUUGAGGACUUCUGCGAUCUGGCCAGCCAGGUGGAUUUUAGUGUGGUCACCCUAAAGGACAUUUUUGAGUGAGCCAAUAUCCUCCUUGAUGCCUGGUGGUCGCAGUCCCCUCAAUCUGGCUCAAUAUAUCGACCUCUCCCUGCAGAUCAUUGGUUCCACGUUAACUGUGGUGGAGGCAGAUGCCGAGCCAGAGAUCUACGACAUGGCUGCCAAGCCAGAGUUCCACGUCAUGGCCGCCAAGCUAUAGUUCCACGUCAUGGCCACCGAGCCAGAGUUUCACGUAAUGGACCCUCAGCCUGCUCCAUGCCAUGUCACAGCAAUGCCUCAGCCUGCUCCAUGCCAUGUCACAGCAACGCCUCAGUCUGCUCCAUGCCAUGUCACAGCAACGCCUCAGUCUGCUCCAUGCCAUGUCACAGCAACGCCUCAGCCUGCUCCAUGCCAUGUCACAGCCGUGCCAGAGCCUGCUCCAUGCCACGUCACAGCCGUGCCGGAGCCUGCUCCAUGCCACGUCACAGCCGUGCCUGAGCCUACUCCAUACCACGUCACAGCUACGCCUGAGCCUUCUCCAUGCCACGUCACUGCCAUGCCUGAGUCUGUUCCGCUCCAUUUCAUGGCCACAUCUGAGCAGUUGGACCUGGAGAUGGUUCCUGCCCUUGAACCCACCCUUAAUUCUCCUGAGCAGGCAAGGGGAACUUUCAACAUUCCGACCCGCCUGGACACUCCGAGCCCUGUACUCCACCUUGGCCUGUCAGUCCUUCGACAUUGACUCGGUUCAGUGUUUCCUCGGCUCCGCUGUGGUCCUUCAGCCUGUCGGCUUUGCUGGGGUCCAUCAUCCCCCCAGCUCCUCCUUGGUCAGUCGGUCACCUGGCUCCGUCUUGGCUCUCCGAUUCCUCCGAUAUGUCAGUUCCACCUGGGAUCUCCAUCCCUACGGCUCUGCCUCAGUCUUCCAAUCCCACAGCUCCGUCUUGCUCAUCCGAGCCUCCAGCGCCACCUUGGUCCUCCCUGCC